Molecule: messenger RNA, 6409 nt
Organism: Anopheles coluzzii
Lineage: Eukaryota; Metazoa; Arthropoda; Insecta; Diptera; Culicidae
Product: progestin and adipoQ receptor family member 4
Exons: 7
Coding region: 1721-2695 (324 amino acids)
Cellular component (GO): membrane
Molecular function (GO): signaling receptor activity
Source: RefSeq, a predicted model, not a curated record
AUGCGCCCGCUAAAAAGGGAAACGCCGAAAACUGUCGAAGCCGAAAAGAAUCCUGCCCGGCGGCCCGAUGGGCCGAUUCGUCUAAAAUGUGGAAGGGGGGGGGGAAGGAAGUGAAGGCUGAGAGGAAUGAGGGGCAAAAACGGAAAAUUGGAUCCGGCGACGAAUCGCGAAUCCAGUGUUCUCCCGUCCGUCGCUCGAUCUAGUCCUGCGCGCCCGCACCGGCAUAUAUGUGUGUGUGUGUGUGCAUGCGAGUGUGUGUGUGUGCGUGCGUGUGUGUGUGUCCUCGUGUAUGUGUCGUGCGUGUGAGCGAGUGAAUGUGUGUCCGUGUGUGUCCGUGUGUGUUUGUCCGUGUGAGUUUCUAGGAUAAACGGCCGCCAAGGUGCGAUCAUUGCCAUCACAUACGCGGCACAAAAACGCACACCCACACACACACACACCCAUCCACAGAGAGCAAAAGUGAUGCUGCCCGGCGCGGCACCGCAUCCUUAGCUAGGUGGGUGGUGCGGGCGGUGAGGUUCUAGCGCACCGCAUGGCGCUUGGUGCACGCUUGCGUCCCACACCACACAAUCACACAGCGUCACCGUGCCGAAAGGACUGGAGGAGUCAAGUGCAGUGAUUCAACAAAACCCACGGCCAGCGAGACAGAGAGAGAGAGAGAGACAGAGAGAGAGAGAGAGAGAGAGAGAGAGAGAGAGAGAGAUAAAAAAAAGCAAAGCGAAGCGGCCACAGCGCCCCGCACUCGCCCGGCCUCUGAUUACAUAAAUAAACAUGGUGGUGGCCACGGUUUGGCACGGCAAUAUAAGCAAACGGUGUUGGACCAUGCGCUCGCCCGGUGAGGCCGAAAUCUUGUGAAGGAAAUCUCCAAUUCUACGUCAACGCGGAACGCGUGGUGCACGAGAGACAGACCAGACUGUGUGUGAGCGAGAAAGAGAGAAAAGAGAGAGAGAGAAGAUUUCGCAUCAACGCGAGAUUAACGCGACGCGAGAGCAGCAUCAAAAGCAGCAAAAGAGGUGCGAAAACCCCUCUGGCGAAAGGAGAGUGCGGUUUAUAUUUCUGUUUCUUUCCUUCCUUCCUCUGUGUCACGGAUGUCACAGUAGGCGCAGCUAGCUACUAAGCGGCAACGGCACACACAACUCUAGCACGGUACGCGGUACCCGUGGGACCAGAGAGUGAGUGCGAAAAAGUGUCAUCAAGGCUGCUUGUGUUUUGCUCCUCUGAUUGUGCUGGCCAUUGGCCUCUCGCAAACCUCCGCACACCGUCCGCACAAAACGUCCGUUCGGUUAUCAGUGAAGCAGCCCGAGCAGCCGAGAGUGUCGCGAGCGCCGAUGGAGGCGGCCGCGUGCUAGAACCGCCGCUCAGGUGCUGUGUGCCAGUGUGCCAGUGUUUUCUGCAGUGUGUGUGCGCGCGCGCUCGUGUGUGUAUCUGUGUGUGCGUUGACCAGCAGGACAUUAGACCGGUCGGAGCAGCAGGCGCUAGAGUACGCUGCAGUCACGCGUUGAACGCGAACGGAAGCGUUUGGGAUAAAGCCGCUGACUGUUCGCCGGGCUCGACGGAGUGAUUUUGUGCGCCUGUGUGUGUGUGUGUGUGUGUGUGUUUGUACACGGGGCGUUCGCUCCGGGUGUUUUUCGCUGACCAAAACACUUAACACUUCCCCUCCCCCCGCACGAGCUUCGCACAGCGCACGGUGGAGCCGACGACGCCGACGGUCGAACCGGUGGCGAUGGCCCCGGACACGGUGCCGGCCGUGCCGGCUGCCGAGGUGCAGCCGGACGGCGGGUCGCCGGCCAGCGAGUCGCCGGCCACGCUGAUCACCCAGGUGCAGCGGAUGCUGACGCCGCCGGCCGACCUGCUCGAAUGGAAGGACAUGCCGCAGCACCUGCAGUUCAACCCGUACGUGCUGACCGGCUACCGGCCGCUGCAGGGCGUCAAGGGGUGCCUCAGCAGCCUGUUCUACGUGCACAACGAAACCAUCAAUAUUCUCACACACGGCAUUCCAAUUGUCUACAUCCUCGCAACAGUGCCGGCAAUGAUGCCAUGGGAGAAAGACUAUCGCUUUCUGUCGUGGUGUCAUCUGGUCGGUUCCGUUGCACCGUGGUGCGGCAGCUUCGUCUACCAUCUGUUCAUGAACCUGGAGAACGGCGAGGGCAUCUACUAUCGGCUGCUGCAGCUCGACAUGCUCGGCAUCUGGAUUAGCCAAAGUUUCGGAGCGCUACCGAUGGUAACGGCAACGGUGUACUGUUUAAACUUUCCAUUAAAAUGGUUGCUCAUCAUUUCCUACUCGCUGCUGUGCAUUUGGGGCCUGUUUAAGGCAAUGACGGCAUCCUCGCCCUGGCAGCGACGGUUAUGCUUUCUGCUGCCGUUCAGCAUGCGCAUCAUACUCACGUUGCUGCGAAUCUCGAAGCUCGGCGGCGGAAAUCCUACCUCACUCACCCACGUCUUUCUGCAGGACGCCGUGUCAGCCGUGGGUGGAGUAAUUGGAGCGAUGCAUAUCCCCGAGAAAUGGUUUCCCGGAAGUGUUGACAUCUAUUUGAACUCGCAUAACAUCAUGCACGUCCUGGUGGUCGUCGCCGUCUACUCCAUGCACCAGGCGACCAUACGCGACAUCGAGUGGAUGCAGCGGGCAGAAUGUAAUGGGCUUAACUAUACCUCAACGCUGAACAUAGACUCGAUCAACGGGUCCCACCUGGAGCUAUGACUUGUGCCAGCAAGAGUAGCAGAAGCAGUAGCAGCAGCAGCAUCUACAGCAACAGUAGCCUGCCGCAGUGGGCGUUACUGGUGCAGCCUGCCGGACAUCACGUGCCCGGCCCGUCGUCAAUUUGGUGUUUGCGAAGCGUCGCACCGCCCGCAAAUCGGUACACGAUACGUUUGAGGGUGCCCUUGAGGAAGCGGCAUCUGAGAUAAGCUAAUUAGAACCUGCCCGUUCGUUCAGCAUAACCUGCAAAACAGCAACGGGGAAAAGGAUCGGGGUUCGGGGCAGGCAGAGCUCAGUGCGCAGACCUGCCCGCCGUUGGGCUAAUGGAAUUAAGGGCGACGAAACGUUGGGGCCAGAUCAAUCGGGCACCUGACGUUAAGACAUUACAACACACAAUACGUGCGACACUCAUUCAGGCUUCCUCAAAGUACACCUACACUCACAUACACACACUUAGAUACGUAUUUUUCUUGACACACUUCUACGUCAGCCAGAAAGGGCGGAAAGCGAGCAACAGCCUAAACCAAAAAAAAAAACGAAAAAGAAAAGAAAAACAACCUAAGAAAGCUAGCUUAAACAUUCUACUCCCCAAGCACUCGUGCAAGCUUGCCAAUGCCAAUGCUGGUGCAGUAACGGUACCAAACCCCCCCCCCCCCCCCCCCCCCAAGAAUAUACGGCCUCGGAACAGCGCUUCCCUCUUUAUAUUAACCGUACUGCACCAAAGGAAGAACAGCCAAGAAUGCUGUGGACACUUCCAACCGCGAAGAUACCGGACAGCCCUUACCUUGUUUCCUGGUGUGUCCUUUCUUCCUGUACUAGUAGCACACGCGAUGUUCCGAUACGCGAGUGAUCGAGUGAGGUGCCUGAACGAGAAUUUGUAAUUAAUAAAACACACACAACACACGUACUGGUGCGCGUGUUGUGGCGGGAUGUGCGCCUGCGAUACCCUGACAUUAGUGCAACGCACCAAAUUUCGACGAAACAACAAACGCCACAGUGAGGUUACUAAGCUCAACACUCGAACGCGAUCGCGCGAUACUAAUCGUCUCUUUUGCCUCUCAUCCGGUCCCUCUCUCUCACACACACUAUUCCAGGUGCAUCUACCUGCAGUGAAGAGUAAUUGUAACGCUCCGGUAGUAUAACAAUAUGGCGGAAAUUUUGAGAGCGUCGCGUGUGCUUAAGGGUGAAUCGCGCACACGCUGCCCGAGUGUGAUGCACGAGGAUAGUAUUUCCUACUUGCUACCUAUUACCAGUAGAUAGAACAAAAUUGAGACAAUUCAUGGCGUUGGCUAGGUCUAGUGGUAACGUGCUGCGCAGCACACCACGUAGCCCCCGCCAGGGGCCAUACGGUUGAUAAGCAUUAUUUAAAGCAAGGGAAAGAAGAAACGUAAACGCAUUACCAGUUGGAGAAAGCGUUCCGCAAUCCAGCAUACGGCAGCAGCUGGCCUGAUACGGCAGGUGUACGACUUGUUUUGUUGCUCGUUCCUUCGGUGCCGAUUUGUGCGGGUUCACACCUCGUGCGCAACACGCGCACUGGCACGGUUCCGCGUAGAGCUUUCGUUAGAGUUACUUUUACUUUCCAACGGUUCCUGUGGUUCGUUGAGCCAAUCUGCUCAAGCGGCAAGAUACAAAACACACACACCUACAUGUACUAGUCCCGGGAAACGAGUGCUUGUGGUAAAGAGGUGCCAUCCUUCGUUUAUCGUACCUUUUGUUUUAACCGUAGGAAUACUAAACUAUGAAACUGUUACGAAAGGCUGUUUAAGUAUUAAUUUUCCCAGAUUGCUCUAGCGUUUAAGUAAGUAGACUUACGAUACCGUAGCAACAACACAUGGAGCUGUUGCUGUGCUUAGCAAUUAUAUAUAUAUAUAUUGAAGAACAAACAAAAAACACUCAGAAUAGCUAAUGAGAAAAAUCACCACCACCACUACCACAAAUAAUACACAGUAUCUUUCUCUCCUUCUGUCUAUUUUUCUAUCACCCGUAGCCUGGAACCCCUGCUCCGAAACCGAAACCGAAACCGUUCUACUAUUUACUAUUUUCGUUUACUAUUUUCGUUUUAAUUUACGUUCCACUUAGUGAUUCGGUAGUGAUCGUUGAAAUUGUUGAUUUUUAUUUGCAAACAUUAAUUUCCUAACCAAAGUCAAAGUAUCAUUCGCAUUGAAGGGGGUUCUCGGUUCUGUACUCAGCCAAUCUAAGUGUGUUAAAAAGAUAUCUGUCCCCACUUUGGACUAUCUUCGAGCCGAUGUGAUCGCUAACCUUAAACCUCCACUAAACGACAGCUUUAUUAGUAUCUAUUAGAUCAAGUACAGCUAGAUGAACCUUUCUUCUAUGCACCCUAAAUAAUACAGAGUGAACACACAAAUUUUCCCUAUCUCUUUCUUUCUUUCUCCCUCUCCCUAUCUCACUUGAAGAGUCUUUUCUUUCUGUUCCUCAAAGCAGAUGAGGUACUUGCAGGUGCGUAACACGCAAAGGCUCUACGCGCAGUUCCCUGUAAGAUCAUAUGUUCCAUAUUUUACAUGCCAUCACUCCCUUUCCCGCAUUUCAGUUUUCGGGAGCGGCAUUCCGACCAGGUGACCAGGAACGGCAUACAUGCGUACACUUCUUUAGCGAAACAAUACAAGCAAAACUAGAAAGGCAAAUCCACCCCAGAACACUACUGUGCAAUGUGAUAUUAUAUUUUUCGCGCUUUAAAGUGUUUGAUAGGUUUUUCUCUCUCUGGGCAGAAUAAGCGGAAGAAAUAAAUGGGAAGGAAUACAAUUUGCGAAACCAAUGUCACAACAAUGUGUGCUGCGAUGCUUGCAUGCGCUUUCGACACGCAGGGUACGCAAAAGCAUCGCGUAGAGUUUGAAGGCAUCAGCAAAGCUGUGGGCAAUAAGGCGUGUUGCGUGAGCACCACCUUAUUUCCGAAACUGCGCGUUGCAAAACGGUAACCUACUAGAAGAAACAUACAAAACAAACAAAAAAUCAAUUAAGCUGUAUAACUGAGCUUUCGGCGGACCAGGAUCCGUAUCCCGUCUAUCGUAGAUAAUUUUCCAAAAUUCCGAAAGGCGAAAGGCAUCGCUGCCGGGCGUCACCGCGUGGCGUGUGAAGUAGCUUAACGGUUCCGUUGUGAGUUCACCUUCGCCAGACGAGCGGUCCUACAGACGCUUUCCGUUUAGGGUGAUGUUGGGGAUACUGGCUCGUCCAUGCACUGCGUAAUCUGUAGUAGUUGCAGUUUAUCACGAUCUAAGGUACUGUUUGCUUCCUUCCGCGUUAUUUGUAGCAAAUCCAAAAAAGAAGGUGAAGAAAAUAAACACAGCAACAGAAUAAAACAAAUAAAAUAUACUUAAAUUAAUAGAACUUUAUACAUAUGAAAAACUCACAUAAUUACUUCAAUAUUAACACAGACACACACACACAGACAAACAAAUGCAUGCAGAUGUACACUAAAGACGGAACAACAUUUAGAACAAAUAAAAGGCAAAUAAUUCUGCAUUGACCAAAUCAAUCACCUAGACAGAUCAUACACACGUACAGAUUAGACACUUCAAUCAAGUUAGUUCUAGAACUUGAAAAUCGUACAUUAUGUAAUCUAACGAACUUGUUUUAGUGAGUUUAGGAUGAAACAAAUACAAAACAAACACAUAUUAAUGAAAUAAAAACAACAAAAAAUAAACAAAAACUGUAGGAAACCUUCCAUUGAAAUAAAGCAAUAAUAUAUACAAAGUAUCAAUA